This is a messenger RNA of Corylus avellana, 2051 nucleotides long. RefSeq names its product phosphate transporter 2;1 (gene PHT2;1). Lineage: Eukaryota; Viridiplantae; Streptophyta; Magnoliopsida; Fagales; Betulaceae. Gene Ontology annotation, molecular function: phosphate transmembrane transporter activity. Gene Ontology annotation, cellular component: membrane. Gene Ontology annotation, biological process: phosphate ion transmembrane transport. The record is from RefSeq and is a predicted model, not a curated record.
AGCCCCUCACCUCCCAUUCCACCAACAAAAGAGAAAAAGGAACAACAGAUCCACUUUCAAAAUGCACGCUCCCACAUUCCUCCUCCUCCUCCACCAAAUUCCAUGGCCAAGAAUCCACCUGAAUAAUACUUUGCAUAUUCAAUUCUCUUUUCUUCCUUUUCUCUCCUUUUGUUCUGUUUCUCUUAGACAUGACUUCCUCUUAUUGCUUAUCUUCAACCAAAAAUACUACUACUCCCUCACCUCAAGCGUUAUUUCUGCAUAACACCCACCUCUACCUCCCCAAGCAUCGCUGUUCUUUCUUUUCCCGUGAAACCCAACUCUCCAAGAGAGAGACUUUGCUUCUCAAGCAUCAAAUACUAGCACCAAAGUUUUCUUCUUUCCCCACCUUGAGCCUAAAAGACUCUAAAUUUACACACCCUUUUGCCACCAUAUCGUCUUUUGCUGAAGCUGAAGGCGAAGAAGAACAGAAACAAGAAAUUAAAUUUAACGAACAUCAUCAUGAAGCUGCGAAAACUGAGGGCGAUGACGACGAUUUGUCUGGAAUGGCUCAGGCCUUCCACAUAUCUUCGAGCACUGCUUCUGCUAUUGCUCUAUGCAUAGCGUUUGUGGCUCUCACGUUUCCAUUCUUCAUGAAGUCUUUGGGGCAGGGCUUGUCCUUGAAGACCAAGCUGUUGUCUUAUGCAACUCUGCUAUCUGGGUUUUACAUGGCUUGGAAUAUAGGAGCCAAUGACGUGGCUAAUGCCAUGGGGACCUCGGUGGGUUCGGGAGCAUUGUCGCUCCGGCAGGCCGUGUUGACUGCUGCGGUGUUGGAAUUCUCCGGGGCCUUGUUGAUUGGCACCCAUGUGACGAGUACAAUGCAGAAGGGAAUUCUUGUUGCGAAUGUGUUUCAGGGAAAGGAUAUGCUGCUCUUCACUGGAUUGCUCUCUUCCUUGGCUGCGGCUGGUACUUGGUUGCAGGUUGCAUCAUAUUAUGGUUGGCCUGUCUCUACCACACAUUGUAUAGUAGGAUCAAUGGUUGGAUUUGGACUUAUAUAUGGAGGAGCAGGUGCCGUCUUCUGGAGUUCACUGGCCAGGGUAGCUUCUUCAUGGGUGAUCUCACCAUUAUUGGGAGCACUGGUGUCAUUUCUUGUCUACAAAUGCAUCCGUAGGUUUGUGUACAGUGCUCCAAAUCCGGGACAAGCUGCAGCUACAGCUGCACCAAUUGCUGUGUUUGUCGGUGUAACUGGAAUAUCUUUUGCAGCCUUUCCUCUUAGCAAGAGCUUUCCUUUGGCUCUGGCUCAGGCUUUAGCCUUUGGAAUUGCUGGGGCGGUCCUUGUAAACAGAAUUAUCCGAAAACAGCUGGGUCAUCUCCUUCUUAAGCCCACUACAUUUCAAGAACAGCCAAAAGAAGGAACCAUCCCCACCAAAAAUAUUGGGUUUCUCUCCGACAUUGCGGGUCCAAAAGGUACCCAGCUGGAAAUAGUUUAUGGGGUUUUUGGGUACAUGCAGGUCCUCUCAGCCUGCUUCAUGUCAUUUGCACAUGGAGGAAAUGAUGUCUCUAAUGCAAUAGGUCCUUUGGCUGCUGCAUUAUCCAUACUUCAAGGAGGUGCCAGUGGAACUGAAAUUGUUAUUCCAAUUGAUGUUCUUGCAUGGGGAGGAUUUGGAAUUGUUGCAGGGCUUACGAUGUGGGGAUAUAGAGUAAUAUCAACAAUUGGGAAGAAGAUAACAGAACUCACACCCACAAGAGGAUUUGCAGCCGAGUUCGCUGCAGCCUCUGUAGUUCUAUUUGCAUCGAAGCUGGGACUUCCCAUCUCGGCAACCCACACUCUCGUAGGGGCAGUCAUGGGGGUGGGUUUCGCCAGAGGACUUAACAGUGUUAGAGCAGAAACUGUUAGGGAGAUUGUGGCUUCUUGGGCUGUGACAAUUCCAGUUGGUGCUAUCCUUUCUGUUUUAUAUACAUGGAUGUUUACCAAGCUCUUGUCUCCUAUUUUAUGAGUGUACAUUCAAAGGAUCAAAGUCAUGAACAGCUUAUGCAUCUAUUUAUUUAAAAUUAUUGACUUUUUUCACGAAUUU